This is a messenger RNA of Ochotona curzoniae (black-lipped pika), 1516 nucleotides long. Its product is annotated as beta-galactosidase-1-like protein 3. Gene Ontology annotation, biological process: carbohydrate metabolic process. Gene Ontology annotation, molecular function: beta-galactosidase activity. The record is from RefSeq and is a predicted model, not a curated record. NCBI's taxonomy places the organism in Eukaryota, Metazoa, Chordata, Mammalia, Lagomorpha, Ochotonidae. The transcript is spliced from 16 exons. The annotation marks the transcript as partial. Gene Ontology annotation, cellular component: vacuole.
CUACAUUCCCUGGAACCUGCACGAGCCAGAAAGGGGCAAAUUUGACUUCUCUGGAAACUUGGACCUGAAGGCCUUUGUGAUGAUUGCAGAGGAGCUCGGCCUAUGGGUGAUUCUGCGUCCAGGCCCCUACAUCUGUGCUGAAGUUGACCUUGGGGGCUUGCCCAGCUGGCUACUGCAGGAUCCCAAGUCCCGAAUUAGGACAACUGACAAAGGCUUUGUUGAAUCAGUGGACAGAUAUUUUGAUCUUCUGGUCCCCAUAAUGGUUCCUCUCCAGUACCACCAUGGAGGCCCUGUCAUUGCAUUCCAAGUGGAGAAUGAAUAUGGUGCAUUUAACAAGGAUGAAAAAUACAUGCCUUAUAUCAAAGAGGCCCUGCUGAAAAGAGGGAUUGUGGAGCUGCUUUUGACCUCUGAUUUGAUGAAUAAUGUGCGGAAAGGUCACCUUAAAGGAGCCUUGGUCACAGUCAAUCAAAGAAGACUGUGUCAGAGAAUGUUUAAAUUGCUGCAUCAAGUACAGGGAAACAUGCCCAUUCUAAUUAUGGAAUUCUGGAUUGGUUGGUUUGAUUUUUGGGGUUUCCCCCAUGUGACUAAAAACCCACAUAUUAUUGAAUACAUUGCAUCUGAAUUUAUCCAGUACGGGCUGUCUUUCAAUGUAUACAUGUUUCAUGGUGGAACCAAUUUUGGUUUCCUGAGUGGGGGUGCAUAUAUCAACAAGAUGCACAGGACUGUAGUGACUAGUUAUGACUGUGAUGCUCUGUUGACAGAGGCUGGAGAUUACACAGAAAAAUAUUUCAGGUUUCGAAGACUCCUUGGAUCCCUCUCAGAAAUUCCCUUGCCCCCGCUACCUGAUCCUACUCCCAAGUCUGUGUAUCCUGCUGUGAGUAUAUUACACUAUUUGCCACUGUGGGAAACCCUGCAUUACUUAAAUGAGCCAUUCAAGUUGAAUCUUCCAGUCAACAUGGAAAAUCUUCCUAUAAAUAAUGGAAGUGGACAGUCCUUUGGAUUCAUCCUCUAUGAGACUAAAAUCUGCUCUGGAGGCCUUCUGCAUGUCCAUGUUAAUGAUAUUGGAGAGGUUUUUCUUAACGACACAGUACUAGCAUCUAUUAAUAGUGAGCUUAAGAAUGUGGACAUUCCAGCCUUCAUGGGUUGUCAACUUCUCAGGAUCCUUGUGGAGAAUCAAGGACGGGUGACUUUUUCAGACAAAAUGCAAACUGAGCAGAAAGCACAGGAAGGAAUAACUGAAACUAUUACUCUCAAUGGAGUGAUUCUGAAGGGCUUUAAUAUCUACUGCUUGGAAAUGAAAAUGAACUUCUUUGAGAGAUCAAAACCAGAACACGUGAACACUUUCCCAGCCUUACAAGUGGAUAGCAUGGGCAAAGUAACGGGGUCAUCACACUUGCCAAAUCGGUCCAUUAGUAGGAAGCUGGGUCCAAAGAAGAGCAGCCGGAACGUCAAAGGAACAGCUCAAUGUAUGCCUGAUCUGCUGCACUACAGCAUUGACGAUGAACUAAACCUUUAA